Molecule: messenger RNA, 728 nt
Organism: Symbiodinium pilosum
Lineage: Eukaryota; Dinophyceae; Suessiales; Symbiodiniaceae
Source: the annotation of a GenBank genome assembly
AUGAGGGAGUUGGGCUUUCCCAACACCUACACCUUUUGCAAGGCGGUCGCUGAGCACUUGGUGAUCCGCGCCUGCGACUCCGAAGGUCUGGAUGUAAGGAUCGUCCGCCCUUCGAUUGUUGGGCCUGCCUGGGCAUGCCCAUACAUCGGAUGGGCUGGGGAUAAGCCCUCCACCAUUGUGGGUGCAGGGACGCUCCUUGCAAGGCGCGGUGUGCGAGUCUUCCGAGACGCCUUCGACCAUCCCUGCCCUGUGGUGCCGGUGGACAUGGUUGCCGACAUCACGGUGAAAGCAUUGGGCGGGGCCUUCAGCAGCGAGCAUGGCCGAAUCUUCCAGGCCUGCUUGGACUCUUCAGAGGCAAAGCAGAUGCCUUCCUUCAAGUUUUUCACGGCGCACUACUACCAGCUGCUCGCUCUGAGGGGGAGCAUGUCCCUCCCAGAGCUGGGCCUAAUGGCAAAGCUCCUGCGCUGGUGCGACAACGCCACAGUUUUUCACAUCAUGCAUGCGCUCAUCAACGUCCUGCCCAUGAAGCUUUUGGGCAUCGUCCGAAUUUGUUUGGAGUGGAUUUUCGGCUUGCUGGGUUUGAGGUUGAGCAAGCAGUUUUCGACGACCGUGAAGGUUCUGGAGUCCUGCUGCACGCUUCCAAUGCAGUACCACAACUUCUCCAGCCCUUGUGUGCCCUGGCAUUUCCAGUCUACCCUGCGCCUGCCAGAGCAGUGGGACUUCCACGA